This is a messenger RNA of Puccinia graminis f. sp. tritici CRL 75-36-700-3, 2121 nucleotides long. Its product is annotated as FunK1 12. The record is from RefSeq and is a predicted model, not a curated record. NCBI's taxonomy places the organism in Eukaryota, Fungi, Basidiomycota, Pucciniomycetes, Pucciniales, Pucciniaceae. Gene Ontology annotation, biological process: protein phosphorylation. The transcript is spliced from 2 exons. The coding region runs from base 1 to 2121 and encodes 706 amino acids. Gene Ontology annotation, molecular function: protein kinase activity.
AUGGCACAAGAACCAGCAACUAUUUACGAAGCUUUACACAGAUAUCUCGCCUCAACUGGGAUCGAGACAGUGGAAGAGUUCUUCGGGGAUGAUGAGCUUCAAACCAGAAAACGGCUCGUGGAACUCGGAGCGGAAAUCUCGGCACAGUGUUUCAUCUUUGGAGUUCAUAACGGAUUCCUGAAGAUGCCAGACUUGAAUCGGACCGACGACUUUGAACCUUUCCGGCCUCUUAUCACCGUCCUCCUCGCCAACGAAGCCAAAUGCAAUGAAGAAAUGUGUGAUCUCAUCGACCAAGAAUCUAACAGGCCGCCAACACCUUUAGCAUUCGUACCGGCCCCGGUGAAGACCAGCACCACAUCUGGCCUCGUCGAUUCUUCGAGCAAGCUUGAAGACUUCCUUCAUCCGCUAAGACAGGAAUUGACGGGAUUGCUGUACACAAAUGUCCCAGGUUUAGUGGAGCAUUUCAUCAACAAGCAACACAUCGACCCCGCUUUCCGCCUGGAACCUACCGAAUACUUUAUUGAUAAAAAGCAUAAUGAAAAACUAGAAAACACGCGGCAGCAUCCUAUGUUGAGUUGGAUCACUUCAUUCGUCGAACAGUUGGAAAAGCAAAGCUCAAACAUUCGGCAGUCUCGUACUUGGCGGAAUCUACCCGACACGUGUUUGGUGGGCGUUGAUGAGAUACUGAAGCUGGACGGUGCGAUCAUGUCCCGGGUCAAGAAAAACAAAAAAGGCUAUCACAUUCAAGAUGUUCUGGUCCCUUUCGAGCUCAAGAAAGAUAAAUCACUUGCUACACAGGCUGUCACUGGCUUGGCUAAGUACGUCUGCGAGGUCUUCAAAUCUCAGCCCACCCGAAGCUUUGUCGUUGGGGUUACUCUGUGCGGAACCUUGAUGCAGCUCUGGCAGUUUGAUAGGUCCGGUGCCAUUGGUUCUGAAUCAGUUGACUUGAAAGCAGACAAGAAAAACCUUGCAAAGUUCUUCGAUCUCAUGUUAUGUUUCUUAAAGUGUAAUAAGCAACUCCUUGGCUUUGAUCCAACCUUCAUUGAGGCUCAAGAUCGCCGUCACCUUGAGAUGCGAAUACCAAUCAAGAACGGUAAUCAAGAACUUGUAAUAGACUCCUCUCACAUCUUCCGAGCGUCGGGAAUCUGCGGACGGGGUACCACCUGCUGGGAGGCGCAUCUCUCUGAAGAUAAGAGUCAAAAAUUUAUGAUAAAAGAUUCGUGGCAACCCAAACAACGGCCAGAAGAAGGUGAAAUGCUUCGCAAAGUGAACAAAAAGAACUUGCCCCAUGUGGUCCGAUAUCACCAUCAUGAAGAUGUCUGCGUGGACGGCAAAAUCGUCGACAUCGAAUCACACGUUCGGAGGGGCCCCAACUUCCAAAAUUGUCAAAAGAUCCCGAUCAAUGAAAAGCCUGAUGAUCCAAACGUGCAAAAUGAAUUUAUCAACCGGGUCCAUAGACAGUUGAUUCUCAAAGACGUGGGGCAACCCAUUUGGAAAGUCGAUUCUCCACUUCGUCUGCUGGAGGCCCUCGAGGGGUGUAUCACAGGACAUCAGGCCUUAUUUGAUGCUGGCAUUCUUCACAGAGACAUCUCAAUCAACAAUCUCAUGGUUAACAAUGACACCAAAGAUGCAGAUCGAAAAUCCUUCCUGAUCGACUUAGAUGUGGCGAUUCGCUACCCUACAAGAAAUGAUGAAGACUUACAUGCCAGAACUGGGACAAAAGUUUUCAUGUCAAUCGGCUUGCUUUUCAAGCUGAAUACCCACACCCACGUGGACGACCUGGAAUCCUUUUUUUGGGUCUUCAUAUGGAUUUGCAUCCAUUAUCCUGAUGAUCAGAGGAAAGGGUUGUCUGAAGUGACACAUUGGAAUCAGUACACACCGGAAGGUUUAGGCGCCUCUAAGUCUGGGUACCUCACUCAUCCUGGCUUCCUUACCAAACAUUUCACACCCCAAUACCAACAAUCUCAGCCUCUCCUUGACUGUGUCACCAGGUUUGCCAAAAUUAUGAGCAACGAGCAAAUCCGAGAACAGAAGUCUGCCAUCCUUUAUCAACAAAUAUUAAAAAAUUUGCAACAGGCUCAAGAAGAGCUGAGGAAGGAAGACAAACUGAGCCAGUUAUAA